AUGCACGCGCGCAACGGCGCCUUCUCGCGGCGCCGAGGCUGCGACAACUGGCCGUCCAACGUCAGGAUUGUCAAGAACGGCGGCAAGUGCGCGAAGUGCUGGUCGCCCGCCGACCUCCACUCGCCCCCGCCCAAAAGCGCGCGGCGGACUCAGGGCGCGCGCCAGCCCCGCCAGUCCAUGUUCAAAGGGGCCACGUGGCACGACCAGAACCGCCCAUCGCCUGAGGACCGGGACCCGACCUCCCUCGCCGCCCCGCCGGCCUCGCGCCCCGCGCUCAAGGAGGAGCCGAGUAUCCUCCGGCGGCGCCUCGAAUCUAAGUGCGAACAGACUCGCGACGACGCCCGGCACCUCGCCCGCGCGCUCGACCCGAAGUACCAGGCCACGCAGAAGACCACGCGCUCCUCGGUCCAAGCCAAGAAUGCGGCCACUGAGGAACCCAAAUGGCGCCACGCGGCGGCGGCCAAGAAGCCUGCAGAACACGGCAUUGUGCAGGCGCCCCAGCCUGUCUACACUUCAGACGGCAACAGGAUCGUCUUCGCGGUGCACGACGCGCUCUUCAGCGGCCUGGCGAACUUCGACGGCGAGUCCAGCUCAAGAAGAUCGAGCAGGACAUCAGGGUCCAGAUUGAAGUGGUUGCGAAGCUUCAAACCACAGUCCAAGAGGCGGCGGAGCAAGCGAAAAAAGAUCGGGUCCCCCCCCCGCACGAAGGCCGGGGUCGACCAGGAGGGCAGCGCGGCCGUCGGCGCGGGCUCCGCCGGCGACGGCCAGGCGGCCGCGCAGCCCCCUCCAAACGAGCGCCCGCACGCCGACGCCCCCGGCAGCGACGACGCCAACUACGAGGAGCUCCGACACGCCGCCGACCUCCAGCGAAAGGCAGCCCUCGAGGAGGCGGAGGCCAAAG
Molecule: messenger RNA, 901 nt
Organism: Prorocentrum cordatum
Lineage: Eukaryota; Dinophyceae; Prorocentrales; Prorocentraceae
Source: the annotation of a GenBank genome assembly